Messenger RNA from Lymnaea stagnalis (great pond snail), 5217 nucleotides. The record is from the annotation of a GenBank genome assembly. Lineage: Eukaryota; Metazoa; Mollusca; Gastropoda; Lymnaeidae.
GGAGAGUUCAAUACGACACCGCCAUGUUGUGACCGCACUAUCAAUCAGCUGCUUUAAUCUGGUUUCUCCACCAUGCAGGUUUGUGUUUUCAUUUACAUCACCAUCAUCCACAAACAACUCUGCAAGCCUAAAAAUGUGAUGUUACAUAUUAAAAUCUAGUAAAAACUUUUAUCACCCAAACACGAUUCAUACGACUGUCCACUGUUGGUUGCGCUACUAUACAGACCAAAGCGUCUAAUUAAAUGGGGACGGCUGCCAUUUUAAACUCGUUGCCUGACUAGCAAUUUAAAAAAAAAAAUAAUUUAGGAAUGUCUAUUAAUAAAAUAAUUUUCCUUCACAAACUCAAUAUUACAUUUUAAAAGUGGUUCUUGAUAAUUAUAUCUAUUUUGUUUUCAUCGACGGAAGAUUUAAUUACACUUUUCUUUCCUUUUUUUAAAAAAAACAUCUUAAACACUCGAUUCUUUUCUCUCUGUAAUUUACCGCUUGAACUUGAAUAGGAAAUAAGUAAAACAAAGUAAGUUUAAACCUGAAAAAAGGAACGCAACAAACAACGAACGUGUCGGCAAAAAGCCUUCGUCAGCGAACAAACAUAAAAAAACAGAAUAAAAUUUUAAAAAAUAGCACUUAGCUGAGAAGUAGUAUCCGAGAGGGCAGCCAAUGAAUUGUGACAGAAAGUAAGUGGGAGAGAGAUUUAAUAGGGAGGAGGGAAAGUAGGUGGUUGACAAGUCUAGAUCAAGGCUUUUAAGGGUGGUUGACAAGUCUAGAUCAAGGCUUUUAAGGGUGGUUGACAAGUCUAGAUCAAAGCUCUUAAGGGUGGUUGACAAGUAGAUCAAGUCUUUUAAGUGUGGUUGACAAGUCUAGAUCAAGGCUUUUAAGGGUGGUUGACAAGUCUAGAUCAAGGCUCUUAAGGGUGGUUGACAAGUCUAGAACAAGACUUUGUUGCUUUUUAUAAUCAGAUGACUCAAACCCAUUUCCAAACACCCCCACCUCCCCCCUCUCUCUCUCUCUCUCUCUCUCCUUCAUUUGUCACAUUUUCAACCCACCGUCAUGCUACUGAGUCUGUGCGUACAUUAACAGGUUGUUCAAUACACCGAGUAAUUGGUCUACAGCCGCGACAAGGAAAAAUGCUUGCAUUCUCUGUGAACAGAAUGUUUCUUAGCCUGUUGUUUCUGUGUGUCUGCUGGCGACACGUGAGCUGCUACGAUGAAGAUCACGAGGAAGAACGUCACGGGGUUGAUCCCAGCGGACGUAACGUCACCUGCGACCCAACCAGCCGAUACCGGUCGUUCGACGGCAGCUGCAACAACUUGAGGCACCCGACAUUCGGGGUGGCCGGCUCAACGUUCCGGAGAAUCCUACCGCCAAAGUAUGAGAACGGCGAUGGGCGAACCCCCAGGCUGACGGGUGUGACGGGCGCCAAGCUGCCCAGUCCACGGUUGGUCAGCGUCACGGUUCACGGACCUGGUAACGAUACAGCAGACGACGCGAACAUGAUGCUGACGCAGUGGGGCCAGUUCUUGGCGCACGAUCUGACCAGGACUCUACAGGCGAGCUUCAACGGAUCUUGCUGCUCUUCAGACCUCGUCACUUCCGGUGUCCUUCACCCGGACGUCGUGAACGGCGGCCCGUGUUUUCCUAUCAUUGUCGACAGGAUGGACCGCCAUUUUGAUGAUGUUUCCACCAGGUAUUAGAUAAAUGAACAUUUUUAAGUGAACAAUUAUUAAAUGAACAUUCUUUAAAUUAUUUUUUAAAAGAAUUAUUACUAUAUAUAUAUAUAUAUAUAUAUAUAUUUAAAAGGAGAUUUUAUAUCACGUCAUUUUUAAACACGAUUAAGUGAGAGGAAUCCCGAUUAAUUUGAUGGUAAACAAAUUCUUUAUAAACAUUCACUUAAACAAUACCUAAAUAAGAAAAUAAAUAUUUGAUGAACAUAGAAAUAAUGCGAAUCUUAGACAAUGUGUCCAAAAUAGUGGUUGUGGCACUAGGAACUUCGCAAUUUUACAAAAUGAUUAAAUACAACUGCUUUUGUUUAUUGGACAGUUUUUGGUCAGUAAUAAAAUGCAUCGAAUAAUGAAGUAUAUGAUAACCUAGGAGUGUUCUUUAGUUUCGGAAUUAUGAUGCAUAAAAACACUAUUGAAAAAAAAAAUUAUUGCAAUUUUCUACACCGCUGCCACCAUAAAUUCGUAUCCGGAAAUUUGAUCGAAAGAAAUUUCGUCGACGGUAAAUUGAUCGACGGUAAUUUGAUCGGACGGGAGGUUGGUCGAAUCUUUUUGUCAGUUUUUACGUUAAAAUUUUGCUUCAAAUUUAUUUUUGAACGCAUUAUUUUGUUUUACUAUAUAGUAUAGUAUAUUAUUAUUAUUAUUAUAAAUAGUAUUUGAGUCGUUACGGUGCAAACGAUGAUUUAUAUUUUAAUUUAAACGUUCACAUUUAUAUCCAAAUGAAGAAAUAUAGGAUUGCACAGAAUUGAGAGAUAUAUUUAAUCACAUUACUUAAAUGUCAACUCCUAUAAUAAUUUCACAACACCUCUCUUCAUUUCGACAUCUCACAUACAACAAACAGAACAUCGAUCUACAGUCACAGUUUUUCAUCAUGGCAGCGCAACUCUCAAACUUGUUGUUCUCACGUGACCCAAUCAAACACUUUGAUUGGCCAACCAAUCUUUAUAAGACUCUUGUAAAUUAGCCAUAUCAACCGUCUCUCAUCAGUGGUUCACAUAUUCAUAAUCAUAUCCGGGACAGGUCACGUGAGAAAUAGCAUAAAACACGAACAAAAGUUAAGUUAAUAUAAAUAAUUUAAUGAACCAAGAUUAAUUAAUUAUUUUUAAAAGCAAUACCAGAGGUAGUGAAUAGGAAAAAAACAAAACAAUUUAUUACUUUGCUAUUGCUAACAGAAAAAUACGAUUAAAAGUUACACAAUUUUAAGAUCCACUGAAUAUCGAUACCCAAGACGAAUGUUGACACAGCAGCAGGUGUGUCUACGCGGGGUGGUGGGGGGGGGGGAUAGAUGCCUCUUGCACAGCAGCACUUUCGUACGGGGGUCUCUUCACAGUAGUUAAUGUUCUCCCAGACCACUUAGCAGCACUUUCGUACGCGGGUCUCUUCAUCGUAGUCAAUGUUCUCCCAGACCACACAGCAGCACUUUCGUACGCGGGUCUCUUCACCGUAGUCAAUGUUCUCCCAGACCACUCAGCAGCACUUUCGUACCGUCUCUUCACCGUAGUCAAUGUUCUCCCAGACCACACAUCAGCAAACACGCUCUCUCCUUUACAUUUACAUCCUUGGUUAGGGAACCACCAAGUAAUGGGGAACCACCCAGUAAUGGGGAACCACCCAGUAAUAGGGAACCACCCAGUAAUGGGGAACCAGUAAGGGUUACAAAACAAACCAAAGAGGAGGGGGCUUCUAGAAAACUGCUGACUUUUCAUGAGGGGCAGAGAAUGUAAAAAAAAAAAUGUAAACUAUUCACCACAAAAUUCACGUCUUGGAUAUGUUAAUCACACACAGAAAAAAAAAGGAUAAUGGGGUUGUCAUUGUGACCACAGACCAUUGAAAAAAUAUAUGUCAACCAAAAGUAAGCCCUAGAAAAAAAUCUAGCUAGAGGGCAUGUAACUCUAGAAGGGCAUGUAACUAUAGAAGGUCAUGCAACUUAUCAAGGCAUGCAGCUUCAUCGGGGUAUGUAAUUGUAUAAGGGCAUGUAACUAUAUAAGGGCAUGUAACUGUAAAAUGGCAUGUAACAAUAUCAGGGCAUGUAACUGUAAAAAGACAUGUAGCUAUAUCAGGGCAUGUAAAUAUAUAAGGGCAUGUAACUAUAUAAGGGUAUGUAACUAUACCAGGGCAUGUAACUGAAUAAGGGCAUUUAACUAUAUCAGGGCAUGUAACUAUGUAAGGGCAUGUAACUACGGUAUAUAAAAAAAGGUUAAAUUUUAUUUUUUUUAAAUAUCGAUCUCCUCGUUUUCUUCCCCCCAGAUGUAUGGAAUUUCAACGGUCCGACCAUAGAACAGAUCUGACCAACACAAGACAGCAGUACAAUGAGGCCACGUCUUGGAUUGACGCUUCUCACAUCUACGGCCACACCGAAGACAGGGCCAGGUCUCUGAGGUCGUUCAAUAACGGGAAGUUGAAAGUCAUCACCGUCAACGGGGAGGACUUCCUCCCGGAAAACGUGGAGGCCACGGAGAAGACGUGCUUCAAACUGCAAGCAGGAGAUUACUGCUUCAAGGCAGGGGAUGUCCGGGUCAACUUUUACCCAGGGUUGUCUGCCCUGCACACCAUGUUUCUACGCUACCACAACAAGAUCUGCGACCGACUGAAGCCAAUACACGGUGAUUGGAGUGAUGAGAUCUUGUACCAAGAAGCCAGGCGACUCGUCAUCGCCGUGAUACAGAGAAUAACAUAUGAUGAGUUCAUGGUUCAGAUUUUAGGCCAAGCGGCGUCCAAGUACGGUCUCCUGUUUGGUAACUACAGCUACAACUCUUCCAUUGACCCGACGCUCUCUAACGUCUUCUCGACCGCCGCCUACCGCUUCGGUCAUUCCUUAGUGUCCGACAGCCUCACGAUCAACGGACAAGUCGUGGAGACCGGGGACGUUUUCACGAGGCCGAAAUUCGUCUUAAACUCCCUUAAAGGCGUGACAGAGGCGUUUCUUAGAGGGCGUUCUCAUGGUGCCGACCGCUGGUUCGCCAAGGGCAUGACGGACCGUAUGUUUGAAAAGCCGAAUAAGCCUAAGACGGGAUUCGACAUCGUCGCUAGAAAUAUUCAACGAGGUCGCGACCACGGCAUUCGCCCUUACAACGACUGGCUGGAACAUUUCGGCUUUCCAAGGGCGACCUUCGAGACCAUAGGCCAAGUGUAUGGACGGGUCUACUCGUCGGUCGAUGACGUAGACCUUUACGGUGGAGCUGCCGGCGAGACCAGGGCCUACCAGGGAAGGGUCGGUCAACUUUACUCGGCCAUUCUGGGCGCCCAGUUCAGGGAUCUCAAGUUUGGGGACCGGUUCUGGUUUGAGAACCUUGAUGACGUCAGCUCUUUCACCGCCGACCAGGUUAGUCAGAUAGCCGGACUAAAGCUGUCCAGGGUGAUCUGUGACACGGUCGCCGGCAUCACUAAGAUUCAGCUAAACGCUUUCCAAACAGUGUCCCCGGAGAAUAGUCUCGCCGACUGUUCAACUUUAGCAGACGUUGAUAUAGAGCGAUUCUGGGUUUGAGACUAUAUCAAAGUAAAG